AUGGCAGGACUGAAGAUCAAUCUAGAGGAGCUGGAGAGCGAUGAUGACGGCACGGCAAGAAUAGCCCACGACGAGAUUCACCUUGGCGAACUCACAGUUUCUUCCGAGGGACUCACAACGUCUAUGGGUUACAAAUACGGACUUUCACCUGAGGAUGUAGAACUUAGUGCUACUGGUUUUUUGGGUCAGGGCAGUAGUGGGUCUGUUCGACGAGCAACACAUCGCAAGACUGGAAAGACUAUAGCUUUGAAGGAGAUAAAGAUCACAAGUCAGGUACAUUUACAGGAGAUAAGAAGAGAAUUAGAAACACUUCACCGAGAUUGUAGUACUUCACCUUAUUUGGUGGAAUUCUAUGGUGCUUUCUGUCAUGAAGGUUCUGUUUUUAUAGCUAUGGAGUGUAUGGAUGGUAGUUUAGAUAAUGUAAUAAAACCUGUUCCUUUGGAGGUAUUGGUAAGUGUUACACGUAGUAUUCUUCGUGGACUUUGUUAUUUACACAAAAAGCGACAUCUUAUACACCGCGAUUUAAAGCCUAGUAAUAUUCUUUACAGUUAUGAUGGGCGUAUAAAAAUAUCGGAUUUUGGUGUAAGUUCCUCUUUAGAAUGUACCCGUGGAGAUGCGCAUAGUUUUGUUGGGACAUUAGUUUAUAUGAGUCCUGAGAGAUUGAAAGGUGAAGCCUACUCACUCUCAGUGGAUAUAUGGUCACUUGGUCUUGUUAUUGCUGAACUUGCACUAGGAAGAUGUCCUUUUAAUGAUAGUUUAGCUCGUAAUAAUAGUUCAACUGAAGCUUGUUUUUGGAUACUACUACAACAUUUAUCCAGUGAUGAUCCGGUGAUGACUUUUCCACCAACAAUGGAUGCAUCUUUAGCAGAUUUAAUUUCUCGAUGUAUUCAAAAAGACAAGGAGAAACGCGCUACAUGUGAAGAAUUACUACAACACCCAUUUAUUACCCAACAAGAUGAAAAAAAUGAUCGAUAUCUUAUUCAACAGUGGCUUUCCACAAUGAAGACAAAGAAAGAAGUCACUUCCCCAACAAACAGGUCUAGCAAACCUGCAACGUCAAGACCAACAUCAGAUGCACCAUUGAAUCUCGAUGAUGAGCUCCACAAACUGCUUCAGUGA
Messenger RNA from Trypanosoma theileri, 1119 nucleotides. Its product is annotated as protein kinase. Gene Ontology annotation, biological process: protein phosphorylation; MAPK cascade. The record is from RefSeq and is a predicted model, not a curated record. Gene Ontology annotation, molecular function: ATP binding; MAP kinase kinase activity. The coding region runs from base 1 to 1119 and encodes 372 amino acids. Lineage: Eukaryota; Euglenozoa; Kinetoplastea; Trypanosomatida; Trypanosomatidae. The transcript has a single exon.